UGCAAUAAAAGAAUUGAAAUCUAUGAUAUCUUUUGAUGAUGGUGUUUCUUGGAAUUAUAUAGAACCUCCUAAAAAAAAUUUAAAUAAUAAGGACUUUGAUUGUAAUAUAAAUAGUUGGAAAACUGGGGAAUGUUCUUUACAUCUUCAUUCUGUCACAACUGCUAAUUAUUUUGGUUUUGUGUAUUCUUCUUCAUCAACUGCUGGUUUUCUUAUGGGUGUUGGUAACGUUGGUUCACACCUCUUGUCAUAUGAAGAUUGUGACACUUUUCUAUCAACUGACGGUGGAAUUACAUGGAAUGUUGUUGCUCGUGGACCUCAUCAAUAUGAAUUUGGUGAUAUGGGUUCAUUAAUUGUUAUAAUAGAUGACAAAAAUCCUACUAAUUAUAUUUCAUAUAGCUCUGAUUAUGGCAGUACAUGGGAAAAGCUUGAAUUGGGUGUUACUAUUAAGGCAAAAUUGCUUACAACGGAUCAUGAAUCAUUAUUCCCAGAAUUUAUUGUUAUAG
This is a messenger RNA of Dentiscutata heterogama, 503 nucleotides long. NCBI's taxonomy places the organism in Eukaryota, Fungi, Glomeromycota, Glomeromycetes, Diversisporales, Gigasporaceae. The record is from the annotation of a GenBank genome assembly.